AUGCAUACAUUAGCCGGGCCUGCUGCUAGCACAUUGGCUAACGCGUCACUCAGCUUGCAACGAACCACCUCACAGCGUAUCGGGGGCUCACUGAACUCAGUUUCUGCCUUGGGUGUGUCUCUGGAUAGUCGGAAUCAAAGGAGUAGCUUUACAGGUGCUUGGGCUGGUACUGAAGCUUCUUCUGUGAAAUGUAAGUUGCAGGGUAGCAUUCAUCUACCUGCAUUCUCAAUGGAUGGGGACUUCAUUAUUGGGGGUGCUUUCUCUCUUCACUCCUACACGCAAACAGUGAGCCAUGAUUAUACCAUCAUGCCUGAGCCAGUAAGAUGCAAAGGGAGCAUAAAUGCCGAUGAGCUGCAGUUGUCACAUGCAAUGGUCUUUGCCAUAGAAGAGAUUAACAACAAUACAGAGCUGCUGCCCGGAAUCAGGCUUGGGUAUCAGAUCUAUGACUCAUGUGCAUCAGUUUCCAUGACAGUGCAUUUGGCAUUUCAGUUUUUGAAUAGCUUGGACCUUGUGUUUCACACUGGCAAAAACUGCUCCCAGUCAGGUAUGGUGAUGGCUGUUGUUGGUGAGUCUGGGUCUACGCCAUCCAUCAGCAUGUCACGGAUCAUCAGUCCCUUUAACAUUCCUCAAGUGAGCCCCUCUGCCACAUGUACAUGCUUGUCUAACAAGCAGCAGUACCCAAGUUUUUUCAGAACAAUCCCCAGUGACCAGUUUCAAGCUGCUGCUCUAGCCAAGUUGAUAAAACACUUUGACUGGACUUGGAUAGGUGCUGUUCGGUCAGAUUCGGAUUAUGGAAAUAACGGCAUAGCAUCUUUUCUUGAAGCAGCACAGAGAGAGGGGAUCUGUGUGGAAUACUCUUUGUCCUUCUAUCGGACCCACCCACAUAGCAGGAUUCAGAAAGUAGCAGAUGUUAUCCGCAGGUCAAAGGCUGUAGUUGUUGUGGCAUUUGCAUCUUCAGGCGACAUGAAGAUCCUGUUUGAGGAGUUAUCACGUGAGCCUUUCCCACCUCGACAAUGGAUAGGCAGUGAGUCAUGGGUGACCAACCCGGGAUUAAGGAAGUACAGUUUUCUCGCUGGGACCAUUGGAUUUGGAAUUCAGAAAUCUGUAAUCCCAGGUUUCAGAAACUUCCUGUUGAAUCUCUCUUUUGCUCAAGUGGCUGUAUCACCACUGCUUACUGAGUUCUGGGAGGAUUCCUUCAACUGCACAAUAAAAGAAAGAAAGAAAGUAUGUAAUGGAACUGAAGAUAUAAAGACUCUCCAAACCCCGUACACUGAUACAUCUCAGCUUAGAAUUAGUAACAUGGUGUACAAGGCUGUGUAUGCAAUUGCACAUGCCAUUCAUAAUGCAUUAUGUCAGGGAAGAAAUGUCACAGCUCAGUGUGACAAACUAACCAAAUUACAGUCCAAGCAGAUUCUAACUGAGCUGAAGAAAGUACAUUUUUCCCGAAAUGGAUAUGAUGUGUCAUUCGAUACUAAUGGGGAUCCUGUGGCUAUUUAUGAGUUGGUUAACUGGCAGAAAACUAUGGCUGGCAUAACUGACAUAGUGAAUGUAGGGCUGUAUGAUGCAUCACUGCCAGAGGGCCAGGAGUUCCAGAUUAACAAAAACAUCAUCUGGAUGGAGGGCAGCACGAAAGUGCCAGUGUCAGUGUGCAGUGGGAGUUGUCCUCCAGGAACUCGUAAAGUGCUGCAAAAAGGAAAACCCAUUUGCUGCUAUGACUGUACCGCAUGUCCUGAGGGAGAGAUUAGUAAUACUACAGAUUCAACUGAUUGUUUACCCUGCCACAAAGAGUUCUGGCCUAAUGCAAAGAGAGACACUUGUAUCCCUAAACCUGUAGAGUUUCUUUCAUUUCAAGACAUCCUUGGAAUCACCCUGGCUACAUUCUCAAUUCUAGGUGCCUUUCUUGCCAUUAUAACUGCGGCUAUAUUCUUUUAUCACAGGACAUCUCCAAUUGUCCGAGCCAACAAUUCUGAGCUGAGCUUCCUGCUGCUCAUCUCUCUCACUCUGUGUUUUUUAUGUUCAUUAACUUUCAUUGGGGCACCAUCUGAGUGGUCCUGCAUGCUGCGCCACACUGCAUUUGGGAUCACCUUUGUACUCUGUAUCUCCUGUGUACUUGGGAAAACUAUAGUGGUUUUAAUAGCUUUUAAAGCAACACUUCCAGGUAGUAAUGUGAUGAAAUGGUUUGGUCCUCUACAGCAAAGAAUGACUGUUAUGUCUUUCACCUUUAUUCAAGUUUUAAUAUGUACAAUUUGGUUGGUAGUGAGCCCUCCAGUCCCAAUAAAAAAUCUAACCACAUACAAGGAGAUAAUCAUAUUGGAAUGUGCAUUAGGCUCUGCUGUUGGCUUCUGGGUUGUGCUCGGUUAUAUAGGCCUGCUUGCUUCCUUUUGCUUUGUUUUAGCUGUCUUAGCCCGCAAAUUACCUGAUAAUUUCAAUGAAGCCAAGCUUAUCACCUUCAGCAUGCUGAUAUUUUGUGCAGUGUGGAUCACCUUUAUCCCAGCAUAUGUCAGCUCUCCUGGGAAAUUCACUGUGGUUGUGGAAAUUUUUGCCAUUCUGGCCUCCAGCUUUGGACUAAUGCUGUGUAUAUUUGCUCCCAAGUGCUUUAUCAUAUUGUUUAAGCCUGAGAAGAACACGAAAAAAUGUUUAAUGAACAAAAACCAAUCAUAA
This is a messenger RNA of Pundamilia nyererei, 2661 nucleotides long. Its product is annotated as extracellular calcium-sensing receptor-like. Gene Ontology annotation, cellular component: plasma membrane. Gene Ontology annotation, molecular function: G protein-coupled receptor activity. The coding region runs from base 1 to 2661 and encodes 886 amino acids. The record is from RefSeq and is a predicted model, not a curated record. Lineage: Eukaryota; Metazoa; Chordata; Actinopteri; Cichliformes; Cichlidae. The transcript has 9 exons. Gene Ontology annotation, biological process: G protein-coupled receptor signaling pathway.